This is a messenger RNA of Enhydra lutris kenyoni (northern sea otter), 3335 nucleotides long. RefSeq names its product selenoprotein I. Gene Ontology annotation, molecular function: ethanolaminephosphotransferase activity. Gene Ontology annotation, cellular component: Golgi apparatus; endoplasmic reticulum membrane. The record is from RefSeq and is a predicted model, not a curated record. Lineage: Eukaryota; Metazoa; Chordata; Mammalia; Carnivora; Mustelidae. The transcript is spliced from 10 exons. Gene Ontology annotation, biological process: phosphatidylethanolamine biosynthetic process.
CCUCCACCUCCUUAGCCAGCUAAGUCUUCCCAUCCUUGCCCAGCUGGUGUGGUGCUCGUGUUUCCGCACCUCGUCGCGUAGAGUCGCUGCCGAGUGGGCGCUCGGUGUUCGGGUCGUCAUGGCUGGUUACGAAUACGUGAGCCCGGAGCAGCUGGCUGGCUUUGAUAAGUACAAGUACAGUGCUGUGGAUACCAAUCCACUCUCUCUGUACGUCAUGCAUCCAUUUUGGAACACUAUAGUCAAGGUAUUUCCUACUUGGCUGGCUCCAAAUUUGAUAACCUUCUCUGGCUUUCUGCUGGUUGUAUUCAAUUUCCUACUUAUGGCAUACUUUGAUCCUGACUUUUAUGCUUCAGCACCAGGUUACAAGCACGUGCCCGACUGGGUGUGGAUUGUAGUGGGUGUCCUCAACUUCAUAGCCUACACUCUCGAUGGUGUGGAUGGAAAGCAAGCCCGGAGAACGAAUUCCAGCACCCCUUUAGGGGAGCUUUUUGACCAUGGCCUGGAUAGUUGGUCAUGUGUUUACUUUGUUGUGACUGUAUAUUCCAUCUUUGGACGAGGACCGUCUGGUGUCAGUGUUUUUGUUCUCUAUCUCCUGCUAUGGGUAGUUUUGUUUUCUUUCAUCCUGUCCCACUGGGAAAAAUAUAACACAGGGAUUCUUUUCCUGCCAUGGGGAUAUGACAUUAGCCAAGUGACUAUAUCUUUUGUCUACAUAGUGACUGCGAUUGUGGGAGUUGAGGCCUGGUAUGAACCUUUCCUGUUUAAUUUCUUAUAUAGAGACCUAUUCACUGCAAUGAUUAUUGGCUGUGCAUUAUGUGUGACUCUUCCAAUGAGUUUAUUAAACUUUUUCAGAAGCUAUAAAAAUAACACCUUGAAACACAAUUCAGUCUAUGAAGCUAUGGUUCCCUUUUUUUCUCCAUGUUUGCUCUUCAUUUUGUCUACAGCAUGGAUCCUUCAGUCGCCUUCAGAUAUUUUAGAGUUGCAUCCAAGAGUAUUCUACUUUAUGGUUGGAACAGCCUUUGCCAACAUCACAUGUCAGCUGAUUGUUUGUCAAAUGAGUAGCACCCGGUGCCCAGCUUUGAAUUGGUUCCUGGUUCCUCUUUUCUUGGUUGUCCUGGUGGUAAACUUAGGAAUAGCCUCUUACGUCGAGAGCAUUCUCUUAUAUACUUUAACAGCUGUUUUCACUCUGGCCCACAUCCAUUAUGGAGUACAAGUGGUAAAGCAGCUGAGCAGCCAUUUUCAGAUUUAUCCUUUCUCAUUGAGGAAACCAAACUCAGAUUGACUAGGAAUGGAAGAAAAGAACAUUGGCCUGUAAUCUACAGAAAAAAGUACUGUAAAUAAGAUGCUUGUAAAUAUUUCAUCCAUCACCAUUGAACUAAAAUGACCUGCUUAACAGACCUGGGAACUCAAGUUUGUAGAGUACUUGGACAGCAGGAGGGAUACAAAUGAUCUGAACUUAUGGAAUUUUGGAUCUGCUAACUCCCAACGUAUUUUAUUUUUUAUAAAACCAUGUGGCAUUUUGGUUAAGCAUUAUGUACUUUAGACAAGCAAAAUGUUUCUAGUGAUUUUAGCUUCAUGAAUCUAUGGUAUUUUGGUUCAUACAGAGUUAAGGAUGCUUUGUUUUUAUUUUUAAAGUCCCCAAAUUGGUUUAGGAACACUGAUAACGUUAAGAAAAUGGCAAAAUGUUUUCAUAUUUGGUACUACUUUAGUAGUAGAUCUUUAGAGGUGGAAGUUAUCAAUAGCCCAAAUCUAAAACAGGGAAAAGGUAAGAGCAAGUCACCUUUAGCAAGAGAUGCCAAAUGAUCACAGAACUAUGAUGUACAGUUGCCAAAUACUGGUUUCUCUUUCCCAUGGAAAUGCCUUUUUUCCUCAUGCGCUGAGAGAGCUGGUAUAUAUAUAUUUAGAUUCUCUAGUAUUCUGGCUCUCUUUGUUUGGGAGAGAUCUUGAUAAAUGACUUAAUUUUCUUUUAAAGAAAAAUGUUCAGUUGACUUAGCAGAGAGUAGAUCAUAAUUGUAGCUUACCCAUUGACAUGGUUCAUCGUUUAAAUGUGGCAUUUCCCCCCUCAGCUGCAAGUUGCUGAGACUGGGUACCCGAGAACUAUGUUUAUAUGAAUGCAUGUGACAGCCCCAGUCUUACGAUAAUUACUUGUAGGGAACGCAGGUAAACUUCCUUAUAAGAGAAAUUUACUUUGGACUUAGAAAUCUCAUGAGCCUCACUAUGAAUUCCUGCUAUGAACCGCACUACAAAAUUAGUUUUCUGAUUCAGUUUGCCCUGCCUUCCUUCCUACCCUCUUCCUUCUGUCCGUCCAUCUCUUUUUUACGGAGGUGAGAGUGCUGUGUUUUUUAUUUCAUAAGGGUAAAGAAGUAGAAAUUCUUCCCUUCCUGACUUGCCCGCUUCCCCGUUUGAAGAAAGUUUUUGAUAUAUAUGCCUUACUGAGUACCUACUGUCUUUAAUGUGACUUGGAAUAAUUUUUGAGGUUUACUGACAAACAUAAAAAUCCCUUUGACUUAACUGUGGUUGAUCUGUAGAUUACACCUUUUCAUGAAUGUGGAUAUAUUAUUUCUUUUUGACUCUGUCUCCAUUUAGUUUGGUGGUGGUGAAAUUUACUUGCUGAUUUUCUUUUAUUUUCCACCGAAUGAAGUUUGUGCUUGAAUGAAGAGUGUAUCUUAAACCCUUUUUUUUUUUGGAUGGAUUGCACUUGGAUAAAAUAGGCACCACUGUGUUGAUAUGUAAUUAAAUUCUUAGCCAUUAUUUAUCUAUGAAUGUGACCAUUGUUAAAUUUAAUUAUAGUGUAUUCCUUUUUGAAUUUCAGUCUGCUGCUUUGUAAAAAUAACUAUGUAAUCGAUAUUUCAGCUUUUAAAUUUGUAAAUCCUAAUCAUUGUCAUCCAGGCUAUUAGAAAUGAGGAGUCAAGGAGCUAACUUACGGUUCUGUACUCAUUUUUAAAAAUGGUUCAUAAAGAUUGAGAUAUAUUCGGUGACUUUUUCUGAGACUGAACAUGAUGAGAAAUGGAUGCUGGAAAAUGUGGAUAGUGAUUCUAUGUUAAUAAAUCGCCAUCAUGGAGGUCAGAGAAUGAACAAAUUAAGUAACGGUAACUCUUUUUUGUAGACCUUGUUUUUUGUCAUCUAUAAAAUUGAAUAGGAUUAAGUGGUAAUUUGGGCUGGGAACAAAGCUUUGUUCUAAGGUUUCUGAUCUAAUCAUUUUACCUUUUGUUGAUCUUGUACACAAGAAUGAGAUUAAUCUGUAUUAUAUAAGAAGAGAAUUGAGAAAUGUUUGUAAAUGACAAAUUUGGACCACAGGCUUUCUUCACCUUGUACAGUAUAGUUAAAAAAAAAAAAAA